AAAAGAAUAAAUAAAUACCCUAGCCUUCGGUGGGUGCACACCCAACCCCCCCGCCGCCGCUCGCCCGCCUGCCGGCGAAGCGCGCGGCGAAGAGAUGGCGUUGUACCUGCUCUUCGAGGUGGCGUCGGGGUACGCUCUCUUCCACGCGUACGGCAUCGACGAGAUUGGGCAGAGCGUGGACGCCGUCCGCGCGUCCGUGCUGGACCUGCAGCGCUUCGGCAAGGCCAUCAGACUCACCGGCUUCUCCCCCUUCUCCUCCGCCAUGGACGCGAUCAACCAGUGCAACGCCAUCUCCGAAGGGAUCAUGACCGACGAGCUGAGGAACUUCCUGGAGCUCAAUCUGCCCAAGGUGAAGGAGGGAAAGAAGGCCAAGUACAGUCUCGGUGUCACGGAGCCCAAGGUCGGGUCCCACAUCACUGAGGCCACGGGGAUCCCCUGCCAGAGCAAUGAGUUCGUCCAAGAGCUGCUCCGAGGAGUGCGGCUGCACUUCGAUCAGUUUAUCGACCAACUCAAGAAAUCUGACCUGGAGAAGGCUCAGCUAGGCCUGGGGCAUAGUUAUAGCAGGGCCAAGGUCAAGUUCAAUGUGAACCGUGUGGAUAAUAUGGUGAUUCAAGCUAUCUUUCUGUUGGACACACUCGAUAAGGAUAUCAAUUCCAUCUCCAUGAGAGUGAGGGAGUGGUAUUCGUGGCAUUUUCCAGAGCUAGUCAAAAUUAUAAAUGACAAUUACCUCUAUGCUAAGAUUGCCAAGUUUGUGGUAAACAAAUCUGAUUUAGCAGAAAAAGACAUUCCAGCUUUAGCAGAUCUAAUUGGAGAUGAGGACAAAGCGAAAGAAAUUGUUGAAGCGGCAAAGGCAUCUAUGGGCCAGGAUCUUUCACUAGUUGAUUUGAUCAAUGUACAACUGUUUGCCCAAGGGAUCAUGAAUCUGUCUGAAUACCGUAAAAAGCUCUAUGAGUAUCUCGUAACAAAGAUGAACGAUAUUGCACCCAACCUGACGUCUUUGAUUGGUGAAGUUGUUGGAGCUCGACUAAUCUCUCAUGCUGGCAGUCUUUCCAAUCUUGCCAAGUGUGCUGCCUCCACUCUUCAAAUACUUGGCGCUGAAAAGGCACUUUUCAGAGCGCUGAAAACUCGUGGAAAUACACCAAAGUAUGGCCUCAUAUUCCACUCAUCAUUCAUUGGUCGUGCAUCAGCUAAGAACAAGGGUCGAAUGGCUCGAUACCUGGCAAACAAGUGUUCCAUUGCUUCACGCAUUGAUUGUUAUUCAGAGUUGAAUACAUCCAUUUUUGGACAGAAGCUGCGUGACCAAGUUGAGGAGAGACUAGACUUCUAUGACAAGGGUGUUGCACCUCGGAAGAACCUUGAUGUGAUGAAAGCCGCCAUUGAGGGUAUUAGUGCGGUUUCGGAGGAUGUUGAUGGUAAUGAGAAGAAUGAUGUGUCUGCUAAGAAAGGCAAGAAAAAGAAGUCUAAAACUCAGACUGACGGUGAAGCAAUGGAUGUUGAUAAGCUUGCCGAUGGAGAAGAUGAACCUCAAACUGAGAAGAAGAAAAAGAAGAAGCACAAGCGUGAGGAGCCACAGGAUGAAGAGAUGGCCACUGAGCCACUCAGUGAUGAUGUCAAACAAGAUGAGACUCCAAAGAAGAAGAAGAAAAAGAACCAUGAGGCAACUGAGGAUGUUGAGCCUAAGAAGAAGAAGAAAAAGAACCGUGAGGCAUAUGAGGUUGUUGAGCCUAAGACAGCCACUGAAGGGAAGAAGAAGAAAAAGAAGAAGUCCAAAACCGAGGACAGUGAUGAGUAGUCAUUUUAGCAUCUCAAAUUUAAGUGGUAUUUAAUGAUGUUAAUAAUCUUGAAUCUGAUUUAUAUACAUCAAUUGAACCAAUUGGGCCUCAAUUAGGCCCCGUUCGGUUAGGGUGGAAUGGGUCCAAGAACUGUUCCAGCUGAUGAAUCUUAUACAAAUUUGUGAACCAAUCUAGCUAGGAAUGGUUCCAGGCCUUCAUUCCUGAAGAAACGAACAAGGUCUUAAGCUUUUCAUGUGUUGGCAAUGCUGCACAUGCUAUUAGCCCCUUGCUGAGUUUACUGUGUAACGAUUAACGAGGCAAUGGUUCAUGAAUUUGAUGGUAUAGUUGUUGCCAUUA
This is a messenger RNA of Sorghum bicolor (sorghum), 2129 nucleotides long. Its product is annotated as nucleolar protein 56. The transcript is spliced from 8 exons. Bases 95 to 1792 code for a protein of 565 amino acids. Lineage: Eukaryota; Viridiplantae; Streptophyta; Magnoliopsida; Poales; Poaceae. The record is from RefSeq and is a predicted model, not a curated record. Gene Ontology annotation, cellular component: small-subunit processome; box C/D methylation guide snoRNP complex. Gene Ontology annotation, molecular function: snoRNA binding.